UCAGGAUUUAUUUUGUUGUAAACGAUUGCUUUAAACAAACAAUACAUAUAGGUCAGGAACAAGAAAAAAAAUACCCGUCAAUUUUCCAUGCUUGUUAUUUAGUUCAAUAUCAAAUCAAUGCAAGCUAUAAAAACUCGAAAAAAAAAUUCUAUACGAUAAAUUCAAAUUUCACAAAUGUACGUUCGUUCGACUAUUUUGGGUGGUGCUAUCCUUGCUUGCUUGGCUUCUUUAGCAUUGGCUCGUCCUGUUGUUGAUAACGGAGUAAUUCAACAUGGUCGUCCUGCUGCUAUUGUUGCUCGAGAAUAUCAACCUACUGUUAAGGUGAACAAGUUUAUUCCUAUCAAUUUCGCUGAAGAAGAUGAAACCAAUGUUGAAGAAAAGAAGGAAGAAGACAAAGAAGACAAAGAAGAAGAGGAGGAGGAGGAGGACAAGGAAGAAGAGAAUAGCAAUGUUGAGGCUCAAGCCGAAGACGAAGAAGACGAUAAGGACGAGGACAAGGAACUCAAGGAAGACGCUGAAGAAGACGCUGAAGAAGACGCUGAAGAAAAAGAAGACGUUGAAGAAGAAGAUGAUGAUGACAAAGAAGAAAAGGACGAUGACAAAGAAGAAAAGGAAGACGAUAAAGAAGAAAAAGAAGACGAUAAAGAAGAAAAAGAAGACGAUAAAGAAGAAAAAGACGAUGACAAAGAAGAAAAAGAAGACGAUAAAGAAGAAAAAGAAGACGAUAAAGAAGAAAAAGAAGACGAUAAAGAAGAAAAAGAUGAAGGUAAAGAAGAAAAGGGUGACAAUAAAUCCCUCUUCAAGUUAAGACCUGCUAAUCCUCUGCAUGAUGGUAUUACAUUUACAGCUGAACAAAUGGAAGAAGCCAAGCAAGAUGCUGCUGAAGGCCAUUACGGUGGUUUAGAUCACGACGAAUAAUAAUUUAAGAUAAUAAA
Gilbertella persicaria is the source of this 935-nucleotide messenger RNA. RefSeq lists its product as uncharacterized. The record is from RefSeq and is a predicted model, not a curated record. The transcript has a single exon. The coding region runs from base 175 to 918 and encodes 247 amino acids. Lineage: Eukaryota; Fungi; Mucoromycota; Mucoromycetes; Mucorales; Choanephoraceae.